Molecule: messenger RNA, 4928 nt
Organism: Chlamydomonas reinhardtii
Lineage: Eukaryota; Viridiplantae; Chlorophyta; Chlorophyceae; Chlamydomonadales; Chlamydomonadaceae
Exons: 13
Coding region: 245-4129 (1294 amino acids)
Cellular component (GO): trans-Golgi network membrane
Source: RefSeq, a predicted model, not a curated record
CUGACUCCCCCAUGGGGAGAUGUACGGGCUUGCCGCGCCUAGGACUUAAGGGUCAAGCGGUCGGGCAGUAUGGUAGACGACGUCGGGAGGAUCGUUUCCUCUCCUGCCCUUCUCGUUGUUACUUCUUAUGUAUAGUUUCUCGCUACUUUCUGCGAUCUCAACCAUCACUUCCGCCUUCACCCGCUGGACGCGAGCUACGUCGUUGUUCCUGUUGGGCUACAACCUCGACACCUCCAAAAGCGAAAUGGACGCUGUGAUCCUGGAGAGACAGCCGGACGGUGGUGCCGCCGCUGCUGGCGAUGCCAAUGGCGCGGCCGCAGGCCAGGUUCAGGGCGCGGCGCAGACCGGCGCGGCCGCUGUUGCGGCUGCGCCUGGCGCUGCAGGCGCGGGGACGUCCACCCAGGGCGUGCCCUACGUGCCACAGCCUGGCCAGCACGCGACCCUGCCGCCCGUCAUCACACCCCAGGUGCAGUUCCAGCAGGCUGUGGGUGCGGAGUUGCAUACGCAGCUUCCGGCCUACCCGAACGCCGAAGUCACCAACCUGGUGAACACGCUGGGCCGUGGUCUGCUGGCGGGUCUGAUGGAACCCCUGAAGCAGGCAGUUCAGGCGGAAGUCGCUCCGAUCCGGGGUGCUUUCGACAGCUUGAAGCGCACGGUGCAGCAGCGCGAUGGCGGUGUCGACCACCUGGAGCAGCGACUCUUCUCCCUUGUGGGCGUCCUCCGUGAGGUGGGCUCCAAGCGCCUCUCACACCGCAUGGUGGAGAGCGGGCUGGCUGGCCGAUUCUCGGAGGACGGUGGCAGCGCCCCGGCGACUGCUCCCGCCACCGGCAACAACUCGCGCGGCAACAGUACCAGCCCUGCGUCGGCGACGCCGGCGGCCGCCGCCACCAUGGAGGUGGAUGGCGGCGCGGGCGCACAACAGCCGCAGGCGCAGCAGCAGCCGCACGUGCAGCAGCAGCCGCAGGCGCAGCAGCAACCGCAGGUGCAGCAGCAGCCGGCGGGCGCUGCGGGUGCCACGGCGGCCGCGGACGGUGCCGUCACGACGGCCGGAGCCAACGCCGGGCCUGGGCCUUCGGGCGCCAACCCGCGCAGCACCCAGCCGCCGCCAGCUGCAGCUGAACCGAUGGACGCGGAGGACCCCAUGUCGGAGGCCCUGGAUGCCUCCCGGGUGUCCUUCCUUGAGGAGCUGGCCGAUGAGUAUAUCGGCAAGCACUACCCCAACUUCGUCAACGCCCCACAUCAGUUUCGGGCGCCGUUCAAGGCGUUUCUCGUCUCUAUCUUAAGUUAUGCGUAUGAAGCUCGCACACGGGUCGGGUCAAACCUCUACCUGAUGGAUGAGCUCGCCGAAAUGGCGAAGGGUUCGGCGGAAUCGUCGGAGAAGAUUGCAGACCGCAUUGCGAAGCGGCUGCAGAACAAGUCGCCGGUAGUCAAGUAUAAGGCGCUGCGCCUCAUUCGCCACAUCGUGAACAAAGGCUGCGGCCAAUUCCAGCGGACCAUGCAGCGACAUGCCAACCUGGUCAGGGACCACGUGCACUUCAAGGGCGAGCCCGACCCCUUCAAGGGCGACGUGCCCAACCAGCGCGUGCGGGACAGCGCCCAGGAGGCCGCGGAGAGCCUGUUCAACACAGUCAUGGCGGCACCGGUCACCAGCCUGGGGAGCCGCAUCCAGGGCUUUGGCAGCGGCGCGGCGCCGGCACCAUCCGCCUCCAGCAACAGCUCGCACUCUGGAGGGCCCCCGGCAGCCGACCGCGGCGUUGCCUCCGCGUCCUCGGGCUUGCGCAUGGUCGGCUUCGGCAGCGGCGGCGGCUACACGGCCCCCGCCGUGCCCAAUGGCGGCGGCGGCGGUGGCGCCUUCGGUGGCCAGCGGCAACCCAUGAACCAGCGGCUCACCAUGGGUUACAGCAACGACUACGCCCCGGCCGCGGGCGGUGGCGGCGGGACUGGCGGCGGGGCUGGCGGCGGCGGCGGCUACGGCGCGGGUGCGGGCAGCGGCAGCGGUCAGGGCUACACGGCUCCCGCGGUGGCGGCCUCGGAGGUGCUGGGGUCGGAGGACGAGCUGGUGGAGGGCGUGUGCACACACAACAGCGGCCUGCGGCUGGCUCCUGACCCCGAGGACCUGCGGCGCUUCGUGGAGGCGGUGGGCAGCCUGGACGGACUGCGGGUGGCGGAGCUGCUGCGAGACAAGAUGACCGGGCCGGCGCAGUGGCAGCAGCUGCUGCGGGCGCUGUAUGCGCUUGAGGCCGUGCUGCAGCAGGGCGUGUCGCAGGCAUGUGGCGAGGUGGCCGUCAUGUUCCAGAGCGACCCCGGACCGGUGCAGACGGCGGCCUCGCACCCGCAGGUGGCUGUGCGCGAGCGCGCAGCCAAGGUUUUGAAGCUGCUGCUCGGCGACAGCGCAGCCGCGGCGGCACCAGCCGCGCCCGCGCCGGCCGGCACCCGCCCCGCAGCCCAGCCUCAGCCCAAGCAGCAGGCUGCGGACCUGCUGGGUGGACUGGACAUGCUUGGUGGGCCGGCGCCGUCCGCCGGCGGCGCGGGCUACGGCGGCCAACAGCAUUACCAGUACGGGCAACAGCAGCAGCAGCAGUACGGACAGCAGCAGCAGGCGGCUACUGGGGUGGCGCUGCAGGGCCAGCAGCGGCUGGCGUCCGGGGACAUGUUCAACGGACUGGCCAUGCCCGGCGGGGAGGAGCAGGUGCCGCAGGCCUUCAACGCGCUGGGCGCCCAGGGCAACAACCAGGCGCACGGCUACGGGCAGCAGCCCCAGCAGCAACGGCCGCCGCAGCCGCAGGACCCCUUCGGCCUCGACGUCGCGGGCGGCCAUGCUGCCCCGCAUGCCCAUUCCAGCCACCCGUACCCGCCCCAACAGCAGCAGCAGCAGCAGCAGAGACCCCAGCAGCAGCAACAGCAGCAGCAGCAGCAGCAGCAGCAGGCGGCCGCAGGGGGCUCUCGUGCCGCGCCCCUAGACGACUUGUUCUCAGACAUGAGCCUGGGCGGCGGCGGCGCCCGCCCCGCGCCCGUCAGUACCAUGCCCAAGGCCGGCGCCGGCAUGGGCGCUGGCGGCUACGGCGGCGGCCCAGGGGGCAUGGGUGGCGGGUACGGCGGCUCGGGCGGCGGCUUGGGCGGUGGGUACGGCGGCGGGCUCGGGGGCAUGGGUGGAGGGUACGGUGGCGGCAUGGGGGGCGCCAGCGGCGGCGCCACGCCCACUGGUGCGGCCUCGGGCAACACCACGCCCGGCUUUGGGCUGCUGGGCGGCGGCAGCAAGGCGGGCAGCCAUGUGGACUUGCUGGCUGUGGGCGGCGGCGGCGGCGGGGUGAGCGGUGUGGCUGGCGGGUACGUGCCCAUCGGCUCGGCGCCCGUGUCCACACACGGCUCGUCGGCGGCACUGAUACAGGGCUCGGCGCCUGGCAGCGGCCUCACCACGCCCACAUACGCCGGCAUGAGCGGGGCCGGCGCACACGCGGGCGGCAGCGGCGCGCCUCCUCCCAUGGGCGGUGGCAUGGGGUACCAGCAGCAGUACCAACAGCAGCAGUACCAACAGCCGCAAUACCAGCAGCCACCGCAGCAGCAGUACCAGCAGCACCAACAGCAGUACCAGCCGCAGCACCAGCACCAGUACCAGCAGGCGCCGGGCAUGUCGUCAGCAUCGCCGCAGCGGCCAGGCGGCGCCGCGGCCACCGGCGACCUGCUCGGGGGCGGCUUUGGCGACCUGUUGGGUGGCGGCGGCGGCGGUGUUGUGUCAUCAGGGCCUGCCGGCAUCUCGGGCGGUGGCCCCGGGUACGGCGCGCCCUCGGCCGGGCUCGGGAAUGUGGGCGGCGGAGCUGCAUACGGGGCAGGCAUGGGUGGCGGAGGCAUGGGCGGCCCAGGCGGCAUGAUGGUGGGUCCGGGCGGCAAGGUGCAGUAUGUGGGCGCUGCGCCCGGCUUGUCGAAUGCGGCUGGGCCCAGCGGUAUGGGCAUGGGCGCGGGGCCGGGCGGCGCCAACCCCGGGUCUUGGCAGCACCAGCCCUACCAGCAGCACGCCCAGCCGCCGCAGCAGCAGCACGGACACGGGCAGUUGGGCCACGGUCCUGCUGGUGGCGUGGGCGCGGGCGCGGGGCAGAAGGCCCAUGACCCCUUUGCAGGCCUGGGCUUUUGACGGCAGUGCAUGGCCGCGUGUGAUCAACGGACCAACGUCGCCUGGCGUGAUGGUAAAUGAUGGUUGCUGGUGGUUUUAGCAGCUGAGGGUCAGGUGAUGCGGUUUUUGAGUGUCGGGUUGGAUUGCACCAAGCAUACAGGCAUACUUGGAUGUCGCGGAUAAAGCAGGAUUUGAUGCGCCCGGGCCGUGAUGAUCGCAAGCCUUUUUGCAGACCUCCAACACAUGCUAAAUAACGGCUCGGCACGAGCAAAUGCAUUAGCUCCAGCUUGCAACGAAGCUUCCAUCAGCCGACGUGGCAGGAAAGGUCUCGCAGGAGUUAUCACUGGCUGCGGCGAGCAUUCCAGCAUCACAAGUGACUUACUUGAGCAGUUCUGGCUUGUCGGGACGCCCGGUCAAGCGGAUAGUCAACCCGCGCAGGCAUUCGACUCGCCGGUAUGAGCGCUUGCGGAGCUUCCACGAGCAGCAGUGCCGCUCAAAAUGGUGAUAACGAUGGCCGAAUAUGGCCCUUGCUACCGAUGGAGCUCGCAGAACGCAUUGUGGCGUUCCUGCCUGGCAACGAGACCGCCCUCGUCGUCCGGCUGCUCAACCGGGCCGCUGCCCGGCACUUCAGGGGCCCGGCCUACACCACCGUGCGCAUGUCGCAGCCCGUGCCACCCACCGAGUUCGCACGGCGCUGGGGUGUGCCAGGCGCCACGCGGCCGCUGAGUUUGAAGCUGCGGCGCAAACUGAUCUGCCUGGCCGCGUCCAGUGGCGUGGUGGCGUGGUGGCGAAAUUAGGAUACCCAACGUGUACGGCGCCC